AUGGCAGCGUCACGGCCUGAAGCAGCGUCUUAUGAGGAGCAGCACGUGCACAACGUGUACGAGUCCAUCGCCAGCCACUUUUCAGCCACUCGAUACAAACCUUGGCCGGUGGUCGGAGACUUUCUGAACUCCCUGCCCAAGGGCGCUGUGGGGAUCGAUGUUGGGUGUGGGAACGGCAAGUACCUUGGUGUGAACCCCGAUGUCUACAUCAUGGGCUCCGAUCGAAGUCCGUCCUUGGUCGCGAUUGCACGAGACCACGGCGGCGUGCGGAGGUCAGAUGUAGCCGUUGCCGACGGGCUAUCCCUGCCAUAUCCUGACAAGGCAUUUGAUUUCGCCAUUUGCAUUGCUGUGGUACAUCACCUAUCCACGAAUGAGAGAAGGAUAGCAGCGGUCAAGGCCCUUCUAGACUGCGUCAAAGAUGGCGGCCGGGUGUUGGUCUUUGUCUGGGCCCUGGAGCAGGGCUCUAGCCGCAGAGGCUUCGACGAAAGCACGGAUCAGGACCUCCUUGUACCAUGGGUGAAAAAGGCAAAAGUCGAAAAAGGUGGGCAGCCAAUAGCUGGGGCUAGCGACCAGACGUAUCAGCGGUACUAUCACCUCUUCAAGAAGGGCGAGCUCGAAGACGAUGUCAUCGCGGCCGGUGGCAAAGUCCUUGACCACGGCUAUGAUAGGGAUAACUGGUGGGUCAUCGCUGCAAGGGCGUAA
Microdochium trichocladiopsis is the source of this 702-nucleotide messenger RNA. RefSeq names its product uracil-5--methyltransferase TRM9. Gene Ontology annotation, molecular function: S-adenosylmethionine-dependent methyltransferase activity; tRNA binding. The record is from RefSeq and is a predicted model, not a curated record. The transcript has a single exon. The coding region runs from base 1 to 702 and encodes 233 amino acids. Gene Ontology annotation, cellular component: nucleus; cytoplasm. Lineage: Eukaryota; Fungi; Ascomycota; Sordariomycetes; Xylariales; Microdochiaceae. Gene Ontology annotation, biological process: tRNA wobble uridine modification.